Molecule: messenger RNA, 3258 nt
Organism: Sabethes cyaneus
Lineage: Eukaryota; Metazoa; Arthropoda; Insecta; Diptera; Culicidae
Exons: 14
Coding region: 1-3258 (1085 amino acids)
Biological process (GO): sodium ion transport; transmembrane transport
Cellular component (GO): membrane
Molecular function (GO): symporter activity
Source: RefSeq, a predicted model, not a curated record
AUGGUCGAAGAAGACAGUGUAGUACCUACAGUUUCCGAAGCGUGGCUAUUUCAGUCGACAGCUACUGAAUCCAAUGCUGCCCUUGGCCAUGGACAGAGUGUGGACGAAUUAAGCCGUUCAUUACAACGGUUCAACUGGCCAGAUUAUCUGGUAUUUGUGCUGAUGUUGGUCAGUUGCAUUUUUAUAGGAAUAUUUUUUGGUUACAAAGAUCAUGUUAAGCACAAAAGCCGGAAAACUGCUCGGCGGGAUUCAGAAGCUCUCGAUUAUUUGGUUGGUGGUAGGAAGAUGAAGAUUUUUCCUGUUGCGGUGUCGCUGGUGGCCAGUUGGAUUUCUGGAAUAUCGCUACUGGGUACUUCCACGGAGAUCUACGUUUAUGGUACACAGUAUUGUUAUAUAGUGUUUGCAGUCAUAGUAAUGGGAUUUGUUAUGCAUUAUAUAUUCCUGCCUGUGUUUCACGAUUUACAAAUUACUUCGGCAUAUGAGUACUUACAGCUGCGAUUCGACAAGCGGAUGAGACUAUUAGGUUCACUAUUGUUCACUUUGGCCUUGCUUCUCUGGCUUCCAAUCGUUGUUUACGUACCAGCGUUGGCAUUCAACCAAGUGUCCGGAGUCAAUAUUCAUGUUAUUACCCCAAUUGUUUGCCUCGUUUGUAUAUUCUACACUAGUGUGGGUGGAGUAAGAGCUGUAGUAUGGACAGAUGUCAUUCAGAUGGCUGUCAUGGUUGGUGCGAUGAUCAUCGUUAUCGUGAAAGGGACCCUGGAUGUUGGAGGGCUCGAUGUGGUUAUAGAACGAAACUCUAUAGGAGAGAGGUUCGACAAGCCAGAUUUCGAUUUAGACCCAACAACCAGAAAUACCUUUUGGAAUCUUUUUAUUGGAGGAACAUUCUUUUGGACUUCAACCAACGCGAUCAAUCAAAAUAUGCUUCAGCGUUAUUUGGCUCUUCCCACGUUAGGCGAUGCGCGAAAGGCUUUACUUAUUUUUAUGGUUGGAACGACGGCAAUUCUGGCGCUAUGCUGUUACAACGGUCUGUUGAUUUAUGCAAUGCACCAUGACUGCGAUCCUCUCAGUACCGGUCUUGCCAAGGCUAAAGAUCAGUUGGUUCCAUUGCUCGUUAUGGAAGUUUUGGCGAUCUACCCUGGACUAGCAGGGCUUUUCGUUGCUGGUAUAUUUAGUGCAGCAUUAAGUUCGCUCUCCACUGGUCUGAACUCACUCUCCGCCAUCGUGUUGGAAGAUUUUUGUAAACCUUUCGUUAAACGUCCUUUGAGUGAAACACAAACAAGAUAUUUAAUGAGAGCAACCGUUCUAAUUUUCGGAGCCUUAGCGGUAGUUCUGGUAGUGAUAGUUGAGAAGAUGGGAGCAGUACUUCAAUUGUCAAUGAGUUUGGGACCAGUUACAUUGGGACCGCUGUUCGGUUUAUUUUUGAUGGGGAUAUUUUUUCCACGCAUUAAUGGAACGUGUGCUAUCAUUGGAACUAUUGGCGGUUUGGCAACGAUGGCUUAUAUUGUGAUUCGAUCACAAAUUUCAAUCGCACUGGGAGAGAUGGUGUUCGCUGAGAAACCAGUGACGGUCGCUGGCUGUGCUUACGAUUUUAUUCCGUUAAACAAAACUUCUUCGCUUCCCGCCAGUGAAUCUGAAAUGUCGGUAGAAAAAUCGCUACAUCAUGUGUCGUUUUUGUACUAUACCAUGAUAGGUUCGCUAGUACCCACCAUUAUCGGCUAUCUUUGUUCGGUUGUAAUGAGUUUCACCAUUGGAUAUCGACCGGAAGAUAUAGAUAUCGAUCCACUUCUGCUGGCACCGUUCUUACGAAAGUAUCAUCAAACAAGAAAAGUUAAAAACAUGGCAGAGGUGCUACACGAUUUUUUUGGUAUUUUCCAGUAUUUGCAGCUGCGGUUCGAUCAACGAAUGAGAAUUUUCGGAUCAAUUCUUUUCACUGUGGCUUGUUUAUUAUGGAUGCCUAUCGUUAUUUACGUGCCUGCUCUGGCAUUUAAUCAAGUUACUGGUAUUAAUAUUCACACCAUCACACCGAUUGUAUGUCUAAUAUGCAUCUUUUACACUAGUGUGGGCGGUUUAAAAGCGGUUAUCUGGACGGAUGUUGUACAGUCGGGAGUCACUUUGGGCGCUCUGCUGGUGGUGCUGGUAAAAGGGGUAAUCGACGUUGGUGGUCCGGCAAUCAUUUGGGAACGAAACUUCAGCAGUAAACGAAUCGAAGCACCAAACUUUGAUCCGAACCCAACGAUUCGGCAUUCCGCUUGGACAAUCUUGAUUGGUGGUACGGUUUGGUAUUCGUACGGAGUUUCCUGCAGUCAAGAUAUGAUCCAACGGUUUUUGUCGUUACCAACGUUGAAUGAUGCUAGGAAAGCUUGCAGGGGGUUCAUUUGCGGGUUGGUGUUGACCUUUUCUAUAUUAUUCAGUUUGGGAAUGCUAAUCUACGCUACAUAUCACGAAUGUGACCCGUUGAGCACAAAUUUAGCCAAAGCCAAAGAUCAACUAGUACCUCUAUUUGUGAUGGAUAUUUUUAAAGACUAUCCAGGGGCUGCCGGAGUCUUCGUUGCGGGAAUAUUUAGUGCUGCACUAAGUUCUUUAUCGUCAGCUUUGAAUGCUUUAGCAGCAAUUACUUAUGAAGACUUUUGUAAACCCUAUUUUGGAAAUAAUCUGUCAGAAACUCAAAUAAGUUAUGUGCUUAGAGGAUCUGUUCUGUUGUUUGGAGCCAUUUCGGUAAUAUUCAUUUACAUUGUGGAGCACCUGGGUGCUGUGAUGCAACUCACAAUGACGCUUAGCUCAACUGCUGGUGGUCCGUUGUUUGGACUUUUUGUAAUGGGCAUUUUGAUGCCCUGGGUUACAGCUACAGGAGCACUGUACGGAGGAAUUGCUGGAUUACUUUCGAUGUGUUACCUUUGUUUUAGAUCACAAGCAUCGUUGGCUACUGGUGAUAUAAUCUAUUCCAGCAAAGAGGUAUCCGUUUCUGGAUGUUUAUACCAAUAUACAAUAACUGAUAAACCACAGCCAACAUUUGACGAGAUGGAAAAGACUCUCCAUCAUGUGUCGUAUCUUUACUUCACUCUUUUCGGCACCAUCGUAUCGUGCACCGUUGGAUCCGUAAUGAGCUUGUUGCUGCGAAACGUUGAGGGCACUCAAACAGACUUGAAUCUGCUAGCACCAUUCAUUAGAAAAUUCAUUUCGAAUAGGACUGAAAAAGCUGAACAAACUCCACUGAAUGAAAUUUCACCUGUUAAUGUAGAUAUUCGUCAACCAGAAUAA